Molecule: messenger RNA, 10592 nt
Organism: Falco peregrinus (peregrine falcon)
Lineage: Eukaryota; Metazoa; Chordata; Aves; Falconiformes; Falconidae
Gene: DHRS9
Product: dehydrogenase/reductase 9
Exons: 5
Coding region: 6332-7351 (339 amino acids)
Source: RefSeq, a predicted model, not a curated record
ACAUAAAGUCAGGGCUCUUGGAAAGUGGGGUACAGGAGGAUACCAGAUGUUUCUCUGGAAAAAAAUGCUUACAAUUAAUGUAUGGGAAGAGAUUAUUAUAGCAUUAUUUUAUCAGCAUUAGUAUAGAAUUACUUUAUUAGCCAUGCAAUAAUUCAGUGCACCCUACUGACCCUGCAGUAAAACAGCAACAUCAUCUGAAUAAUAUGAAAAUCAGUUCAGAGAUUAAGCUAAAUUCAGAUUAAAAACUUGAUCAAAAGCUUUGUUUUCUAACCCAUAGCGCUCUCUGUGGCUUCUAAUAUUUUAACAUUCUUCCUUUAAAAUGGAGAUUUUACAAUGUGGAAGCUCCUGAAUAGUAGUGAAUUCUUGCUGGAGAUGAACCCUCUCAAUGAAUCUGAACUUAAUGAAUGGACUUUUCAUUAAGAGACGUUGGUGAGGGCAAUGCUAUGACCUCAGCCAAUGUCACCACAGAGUUUAGAGGGAAAUGGCAAACACGGUUUAGUUCCCCUCUGAAAUCAGUUUUCACUACAGAGAGCCCUGACUGACAGGACAAGAUAGAAAGGCAAUGUCUUAAUCUUAGUGACUGUCAGCUCUCCUCAAGUCUUCUGUGCUCUCAAAUUUUCCAUAAUAAAGCCUUAUGCACAAAAAUGCAGCAUGAUUAAAUGUAGCUAACCAGAACUCUAUUUUGCUUGUGUAGCAUCAUUACUGUGUUCACGGUGACAGCAUAAACACAGAAACCCAGUGUCUUCUCCCAUUUUCUUAACAAAAAGAAGUCUAUGUCUAUACUAAUAUACACAGCACAACUUUGAGAAUAAUGCUAUCUGAGAAAAUGUCACAGUGCUAAUAAUAAUCCACCACAUCAUAAAGGCGGAGAAAAAAAAAGUUACUUGUAGUGCAGGGCACAGGGGUGGAGAGGCUGGAAGAAAAAUUACAUAGUAAAGCAGAACUCUGCUUUGCUUUGUUGUCCCCUGACAUCAUCUUCAGGAGCAACAUGGCCAAUGGUCAUGCAAUGCCUUUGCUUUUCAAGGUACUUGGGCAGAGCUCACACUUAGCAUGCAAGGAAGUUCAGCAUCUCCAGACAAGGCUUGGCUUGCCAAAAACAGAAUAUAAUUUUAGCUUUCCACAAACUACUUCUGUCUUCUGACUUAAAGACUUUGCUCAUCUAGGCCUUUGGAAAGUGUGUGCAGAGCCUGUUUCACGCUGUUAAUGAAGUAGAUAAAGGCAGUGAUGAACUAGAGCUGACACCACAGACUACCCCAACAUUUCUGCUCCCUGCUAAACCUCCACUUCUUUCAAUUCAUCUUUACAAAAAAAUCCUGAAGAUUAAUAAAUUCUGAUCUGACUUUAAGACGUGGGCCAUAAGAAUGAAUCUAUGCUGAAAAAUCAUCCAUGUGGAGCAAAGUGGAGAACAUAAAGCACACAGUUUUGGUCCCUCUCCCACAGUCACCUUCCCCUUUUACAGCUGCUUAGUGGAAAAACUAGCCAAAUCCACUCCAUCUCCUCAAACCUUCCUGUACUUCGUUUCCUUCUGAUGUCGUGGGAGAGGAAAACUCAGUUUCUGUUGCUAGAGUCAGACCCUCAGUGAACAAAGAAUUAGCCACUGAACCAAAACAAUAGAAAGGAGGACUUCACUAAAUCAAGGAGACUGAAACAGAUGCUCCCAUCCUGAAUAGGGGGCACAUGCAAAAUCUCUGAUAGGUAGUUAUAGGUACUACUUAGUUCACAAAAGAUGAGCAAUACCAUCAGGAUAAUUCCCCUCAAUCAUGGUCUGACUGAAGGGAAACAUUCUGCUUACAUCUCACAUAAUUUUAAUACCUUUUUGCACAGGAAGAAAAAGAUCACAAUUCAUUGAACCAAAUGCAGUAAAAUAACCUCUUCUUCCCUCGAUUUGAAUAGCAUUUUAUUGCAGCAUAUUGCCACUCCAAAUGAAGUUACCGUCUCUUCUCUGGGUUUUUUCCAACAGUUCAUAAGAGGAGGUGAAUAAAAAUGAAUCUCUGUUAUUCCCAUACAGAUAAUUUCUCAGUAAGAAAUUAAAAGUCCAUGUGGUCUUUUGGCACAGGACUCCUCAGUUCUAAGCUGUAGUCUACAACCUAUUGAUCUUUACUCCAGUAUUGAUAACAGCUAGUAGCAGCAAACAAAUAAAAUGCUUCCAAAGCUUCCUAAAGAUAGCCAGAAAUUCAGCACUGAGUGCUCACAGCUGUGGAGGAGUAGGUGACCAGUUUUCCACCAGGUGAAUAGACUUAGUCUGCCACUGGAGGUUGAGACUCGAGAGGAGCAGCUUAUUUCUCUGUUUUGCACUAAAAUCUGUAUGCAAGUACAGCAGUCUUGACUCUAGCCUGACAGAAGGCAUUGAACAGACUGCUCCUAAGCUUCAUUACUUUAUUUUUUUGACCAUUCAUAGCCACAUUUAUUUCUGUAGCUAGCAUACAGUGCUUCUGAGGCCAGGAAGCCAGACACAGGAUUUUUCACUUGAGUAUAAUCCCCAUCUUAAUUGUGCCACUUACAGCGAUAGCACCUCAGAGUGUCAGAAGUGUAAGGCAGAUCUUAAUAUUGUAGUCUGCUUCUACAUGAUGCUUUUUCUUCCUGUCCUCUGAUCCUUUGAAAACCAAAGGAAAACACUGCAUUCGCUGCUUUAUUUCUCUCAGGUUUUGAAAAUAUUUUUUGUUAUUUUGCUCCACACGCAAUCACAAUUUUUUAACCUGAAUAGUAUGAAGAUGAAAGUAAGGUGAACUCUAAAUAACAGCAAGUUACCCUGAUUCAAGGUAAGGGACAUUUGAAAUAAAGUAGAUACAGUUUGCAGCUUGAAUUAUUAGGUAGAUGACCCACAUUCAUUCUUGGAGUGUCACUGGUUAAAUACUAUUUACAAAAUUAAUCUAGAAAAAGUGUAACAGUUAUAAAGGUAUCUAGAGGGAAAAAAAACAACAAAACUGGGCUGGAAGAGAACAAGCUCCUCAACAGGGCCUUUGAUCAGGGCAGACUGGAGGAGUGGGAAGCUGCAGGAAAGGUCAGUACACACACACACAGAGCUGGUCAGGUUGGCAAGUACCCACAUACUGUGUCUUCAUUCUUUUCUCAUAGUACUCACUUUCUACAAUGCAAAGUGAAUUUUACACUGAGCUUACGGAUUUGUGAUUUAUGCUAUUAAAAAUGGAAUUAUGUCAAUUCCAUGAGGUGCAUAUGUACAUUAUUUCCUUCACAGCAGCUUGACUUCUGAAAAAGUCACUGUCCUUUCCAAAGCAAGCAUUCUACACAGAAGCCUCCUUUUUGCACCAAAGAGCAAGACUUACUCUUUUGAUGGCUGGGUUUAUAAUUUUUUCCGCAAGCCAGACGAUGUUGAUAUAUCAAUUUUUUUUUCUUGUUUUUUGGCAAUCAAACUACAUUUCUUCAUACUGAAAUGGGGAAAAGCAGAUACUUUCCUUACAGUGAAAGAAAAGAAAGUACCUCUGGGCACAAUGGGGACGUGUCUGUGAACAUGUCUUUCUCUUGUCACGGAAAGUAAAAAGCCCAAGUUGAUGAUUGUUGGGACCGGGUACCUCCAGGCACAAAGAAACAAACUUAUUUCUUCUCCUAUGGUCUAAAUCACAAUCAGACACUAAGGCAUGGUAUAUUUAUGUCUUGAUCACAAAAAUGUGCUAUACUGAAACUGCAAAAUACUGUCUGGAGUGGAUCCAGCAGGGAGCAUGGGAGGAAGGCAGCAAGGGACUUAUCUUGAAUAAAUCACGUUGUUUCUAUAGUUAGCCUCUCAACAUCUGCUCUUGGAAAGUACUGGAAGCAGGACAGGCACUUAUUUACCCCAUUGAUUCUACACAAGUCUGGCAGCCAGUAAGGAUUUUUUCCUCCAUUCCAGACACUUACACAAAUAGAAAUAUCAGAUUGGAACAACGUUUCUAAAAAACAAAACAAAACCAAAAACACUUUGUAAAUUUUAAAUGCAAAAUAUAACUUCCAUAUCAAAAUUAAGUGACUCGACAUGUUAAAAUGAAAAAAUUCUUUCAAAAAGACAACUCUAUCUCUGAAAGUGCCUGCCCCACCCUUGGGGCAACCAGCCCCUCGGUCACCUCACCUGUUCCUGGCAGAAGGCGUUGUACCCCUGUGAGCUUGCCUGUCCCCUCUGCCUCUGCUUUCCAAUAGUACCACUCAUACACCCUUGGGGUUUCUGACAGUGCUUCUUAUAACUUUUCCUCCUAGAAACUAGAGAAAAGUACAUUUUUUUCUUGAUGAGCCUUUUCUUUUAUUGGUUUGUGGCCCCUAUAAAAAAAAAAACGGAAAUAGAUGUUUGUAUUGCAAAGCUGGGCCUCUGUGGGCAGGCCUGGGACGUGUCAGUCUCCCUGGCAGGCUGGAGCUGGAAACACAGCCUGUACAAAGCACUCUAACCAAAAAACUUGUGGUUUCAGCACUUUAUUAAUUUGAUAUAAAGUCCCACCAACCCAUUAAUUAAAGAUCACAGGGACCAGAAGUUAACCCUGAUUGUCCAAGUCCAUGUUUGUAGAUAUGCCUGUUGCCCCAGCAAAAACAGGCCUUUUCCUUCAUCUAGCUAAACUGGCUUUUACUUUUAUUUACUGAUCAGAUUACAGGUCAGGCCGCAACUCUGUUUUGUUUAUGUUAUCUUACUAAUUAUACUUUAUAUCUACUUCAUAGUUGAGGUCGAGUGUGAUGAAACAUAGUUCUGCCUCCUUGUUCUCCAAACUUUCUCCAUCCCUGGGCCCCCCCAUCUGCCACCACAGCCAGAUCCUGCAGAGGCUUUAGCACGCAUGAGGUGCAGCUAUAUGUGGCAUGGCUGAAGGCCGAGGGUGGGAAGGUAUGGGAGGGCAGGAGUGGCAGGGAACCAGUGCCUCUGUGUCAAGGAGGGCAGGUCUUUGUGCAGCCUCCGGGAGCGAGCCUGGCCCUGGUGUGCAACAGCCAGGGACUGCCCAGACUGCUAGUCAGUGGCAGAUGAAGGAAAGCUGAGAAAGAAUAUGGCAACUCCAAGCACAGCAAGGCAUAGCACAAAGAGAAUGGUAAUUUUAACGAGAGUUGCAAGAGAAGGAAAGCCAACAACUGCGCUGGGUUUGCUAUGCAUGCAUACAUAGGCCAGGAGAAAAAUUUCCUUAACUUAAAGGAACUUUGAAAUACUGGCUGGGGAAGACAGUUACCUAAUCGCUUCGUCAUACUGUCUUCACUACAGAUGCUGCAGAGGAAGUUAAGCAACAAAAACUAAUAACUCUGCAUUGCAACUUUUGCAACACCUGUGUAACUUUCAGCCAGCACAAGAAGCUGCAUGUCACCAGUAUACAUUUUUAUGUGAACAAACACUAUGAGCAACCACAGGGCUUGCAAUAAAAAUGGAGAUAUAUUAAACUCUCCAUGUCACAGCAGAAAGGAGUUCUAUGCUUAAAAACGUCAGGUGUUUGCAACUUCCAUUUAAAUUAAGUUUUUCCAGAGGAGAAUUUGGCCAUGGUAAAUGCAACCUCAUUGCAUCCUGAUUGCAGAGAUGGAUUGUCUGUAAGUAAUCUCUAAAAGGAUCUGUACUCCUUUAUGUCUAUUUAUAAUUAUUUUUUCAGUCAAUUGCAUUAGGCAUCUCCUAUUUUCCGGGCCAUGAGCACUCAUGAAGUAUAACUGCAUUGUUGCCUCUAGGCAGAAUCUCAUCCAUCAUCAAUAGUUACUUAUAAACUCACUAUUAAGUCAACUGGAGUAUAAUCCCAGAUAUGCAGACUCUUCCCAAACAUAUAUGGCAGUAUUGAUGUUUUCACACUGCCUAAGCUUAACUCUGGCAGGUGAAGGUGCUCCAAACCUGCACCCUCCUUCCUAUGAUCAGGGACCAGAUGUGCACUCUGACAGCCUAGCUGGUGGGAAUUUAUUUCUUUAAAGGCAGGAAAAAAGGUGGAGAUCUGAACCAAGCUCUGUUAAAUCAAUGGAAAGACUCCUGCUGGUUUCCAGAUGAAGCACAGAUUAGUCCUUCCCAGCUAAACAGAUUAGUUCACCCUAAUAAGUCUUGACAGUUGCCCAGGCUCUGUGGAUUACUAUGUAUAGCCAGCAAUGCUUAUACAACAUAGGUAUGAUAGGCAGGCAUGGAGCACAUACAGAAGAUUAAUACUAAGUCCCUAAGGUAGAAGCAUCACAGCACAAGCCAUUAUCAACAGCAGGGAGAAGGGCCGUGUUUAUCAGCCAAUGUACAGCAAUCAGAAAGUAUCACCAGACACAGAAUUUACAGUAAGACUUUUCUGGAAACUAUUCACCAUGGAGGUCUUGGUGUACAAGCUUAUGAAUUCGACUUGGGCUGUUUCUGUGUUCUCACACUGGAAAUAACUGGUGAUGGCAACUCGUGAGCACCUGGAGGUAUAGACUGAGCUUGCAGAUGUCUCCCCAGAAUCUCUCACUUUCAGACUCGCUGCACAUAGCAGUUUUGGCUUCCAUACUUUCUUUUAUCAUUUACUGGCUCAUCAGAGACAGUCACAGAUUGAGAAACCUGAGUGGAAAGCAUGUCUUCAUAACAAGCUGUGACACUGAACUUGGAAACUCACUGGCUAAAUGGCUUGACAAAAGGGGAUUUUGUGUCAUUGCUGCAUGUGCCACAGAAAAAGGAUGCCAAGAGCUACAGUCCUGCUCCUCACUCUCAUUGAAGACAGUGAACCUCAACUUAGCUGACUCCAACAGCAUUUCCAGGGCUGUGGUGUUUGUGACCAAAGAGACAGCUGGCAAUGGGCUUUUUGGAUUGGUGAGCAAUGCUGAAGGAACAGCACCUGUAGCACCCACUGACUGGCUGAGGAUUGAAGACUUCCACUCAGUGCUGGAUGUUAGUCUGCUGGGAUCGAUUGAAGUCACGCUCAAGCUUCUGCCACUUCUGAAAAAAGCUGAGGGAAGAAUAGUCAAUCUAAUCAAUGCCAAAGGCCUCAUGGCUUUUGUAGGGGGUGGCUACAGUCUGUCCAAAUGGGGCAUGGAAGCUUUCUCUGACACCUUACGGAUAGAGAUGCAGCAUUUUGGAGUGAAAGUAAGCAUUGUUGAGCAUGGUUUCUUUAGAGGAGGAGUUGUUAAUUCAGAUGUCAUUGAGAAAACCCUCUUCAGACUUUGGAAUGGACUGACUCCCGAGAUCAGGGACUCCUAUGGAGAAAGAUACUUUGUUGAAUAUACAAAAGCUCAAAGAUCAUCAGUGAAAAGACUGUGUGAUUUUGAUAUUUCUAAGGUCAUAAAAUGCAUGGAACAUGCCCUGAUAGCAAAGUACCCCAGGACACGAUAUGGAGCUGGAUGGGAUGCAAAGUUCUUCUGGCUGUUUCUCUCCUACGCCCCAAGCUGUUUAUCUGACUUGCUGCUGUGUAUGACAUUUCCAGCUCCAGCAGCUAGUGGGAAAUCAGUUCAUGGAGUUCUAAUUAACAUUUAGUAUUACACCAGUAUCAGGUCUGCAGAAAUAAAUAUUAAUCCUGUCAAAACCAGACAUCCUCUUCUUUACCAGAUACUACACUGCUUAAAUUCCUUUCAGAAGACACUUUCUCCACCCCUCACCCCUCCUUACCUGGAAUUUCUGAGUUUGCAGAUAGUCUUGUAAAUCCAGCAUGUUUUUGAAGGUAAUUUUUAAUGCUCAGAAAUUAUACCUCUGUAGGAUCUGCAUUCAUAAAAUAUUCAGCUACAAAGCUAGUUAAUACUACUCACUGAAUAAAUAAAAAAAAAAUUUAAAAAGCAAAAUGAAAUCACUUAAAGAAUCAGUUUUUCAAGUGGAAUUCAUCAACAUAUAAGCUGGUAGCGAACUUGAAAUAAAACAGCAGCCUUUCAGAGCAUAUAUUUUAUACAUGUACCUCACAGAAGAUAUUCGGUCAGGCUUACUCAUCUAUUUCACGGGCAGUUUUGCUCAGGGUCAUAUUCAGGAGUUGCUAAACUUCACAAGCUUCUGAACACAAGACAUGAAAUCAAAUAAUAACAAAGCCCAACUAUUGCAACUUAUUCCAAAAAUUACAAUUGCAGUAUUUGACCACAUCUAAUCAUCUGACUAUUCAGCUGCGUAGAGAUAAAACACAAGCUAUUUUACAGAUACACAAUUACAGGGGAAAUCAAAAGUACAUUGUACUCUGGCUACUAUGCAAAUAGAGUAUCCAAAUUUAUAUUUUCCCUAAUAUUAAUAUAGUUUAUGAUUAAGAUAUUAAAAAUAAUAUGCAUUCACAUUUCUUUCAUCCUCAGUGUGCUUUGUAAGUUAAAAGGAUGAUCAUUUCAUUCAUUAGAUGAAACAGGUGCUACAGCGUAUGCUCUAGCAAAUUAGUUCAACUGUACAAAGAGUGUGUUCAGAACAGCAAAAUGUUUGUUGAGGUUACUGUGCCUCUUGUACACUAUUUGUAUCUGUUAAGCUGUUGGCCAGAGGCUCACAAACUGGUGUUCCUAGAGAUAUUAAAUUGAAGGGGUAAAGGUUUUAUUUGCUGAACAGCUGGGCUGCUGAUUAAUCAUUAAUGUGCAAUUCAAUUAAGCUUACAAAAAUACCAUGUGCGGGUCAGAACUCUAAGAAAAGGGAGUGUCAUCACUCCAUGUGUGAGAGCGGGGGUGUGUGUACAUGGGCAAGAAAGGGAUAGAAUGUAAAAAAACUUUAGCAACCUUUAAGUACUACAUUGAGGUUCUAUUCUCUGGCAAAUGGCUUCAAGAAUAAAUUUCAUUAUAAAUACCUGAGAAGCGACAGUUCUCUCUAUCUGGCCUAACAGCUGUAAAGAGAAUGUACAUGAAAAAACUUAAUGGUAUCAUUUAUCAGCCCUAUAAUGCAGAAACAGAUAAUGCUCAAUUCUCUAAAAAUCAGCUGCCUUUGAAACAGAAAGAGGCCGGAAUUCCAGAAUCCAAGCAGAGACUGUCCUCUUAAGGGAAAAAGAAUACAAGUGAAAAACAAAGUUAGGAAUAGAAUCUAAAGCUUUUGUUGAACAAAAUACGAAAAAAUAAAUUUUACAUAAUCAAAAGGGUACAAUGUGGUAUGCUACUGAGAGGAAGAGGCCCAGUUGAAGCUUCACUGGAAUAUAUAUAGGAAUCCUUCACUAUCUACACAUUAAACAAUCAAAUCUACAUACUAUGUAUUUAUACAAUAUGCCACAGAUGGUUUUCUUCUACAUCUGAAAAGUUAAAAUUACUGGGGGAGGAGGGGAGAGGGGAAGUAUCUCUGAUACAUGGCUGACAUAUUCCAAAACUGGUUCCACAUCUUUCUGGUGCCAAAGACUAUUUACAAAACUAAUGCUACUCUUACCUGUGGCAUGCAACUGGAGGUAAGUCUUGUGGAAAUAUUAGCCCUGCCUUCUCUCUUUAAAAAACAUUGUGAACUCUUUCCUUAAGAACAGCAACCUACCUUUCAAAGAAAUCCUUUGUCAUAGCCUUACAGAUGUGUAUGCUGUGUCCCAGGUCCAAAGGAAAUUUCUACAUUAAAGCACUCAGAUAGGAAAGUUAAUUGAACAAAAGUUUUAAUCGCUUUUGUCCAUACUAGCUUGAUAGUCAGUCUCUUACAAUCAAUAAUAAGAGUUUCCUGUUUCAAGUGCUAGUUAAUUUAAUGUGUGUAAUGGGGAAGCUUUCACACUUACAAUGAUAUGACGUCAGUGAUGUUAUGUCAAGAACUUUAGACAGUUGUGUGAAGCAGUAAGCACUAUUCUUAUUUGACUUUAGAUAAAGCACUGUCAGUUUCAUCUCAGAGUGCACUGAAGUCUCCACAACUGAAAAAAGUACAUAGAGCCUUGACACAAAUUAUGGAAUAAGGAUGUGAUAAAAUAAUACAUUUAUUAGAUUUAUUCAGCAGCAUCAUUUUCCAGUUGUCUUUUCUAAUCAAAGUACAUUACAAAGUAAUUAUAAACAUUCUAAUUAGAAAUAAUACAAAUUUCGAGAACUCAGAUAUAAAACAAUCAAAUAGCAGAAGUCUUCAUGAUUAUAACUUUAGGAAUCUUUAAAUUAUAUGAGUAGCUAGCCACGAAUACUGAAUAACAUGUUCCUGCAGUGGUACUCCAUUUCCUCAAAUGGUUCAUGUUGUGGAAACCACCUUGGCUAAUUAAUAGAAAAGCUAAUAAGAUGUACAGGAUAUUCUGAUGGAAGGUUAUAUAAAUAACCAGGUAACUACAAAGACUGCAUUAGUAGAAAUUGUUUCCCUUUCUAUUAAUGUCCACUUCAGGAAAUAAAUAGUCAAUAAAAUUAAAUUUUCACAUUAAAAAACCUGAAUAAUUGCUUAAAUGAACCAAUACUUUUUGUAUUUUUUAUUUGGAAAUAAGCUGUUCCAGAAAUCUAGCUACUUCAUUUCAUAGUACAAAUUACUUCCAGAGACUCCAGCCAACAACAGAGCUAUUCCAUUGAUGAGCAAGAGAAAAUCUCAUUAAAUUAAGUACUUCUGGUACUUAAUUUAAUCUAAAUAUAUCAGAUCUUUUUAAAAACACUAUUAAUGGAAUGUUGUUAAUAAGGAUCUAGAGGAAAAGUAUGUGUCUUACGGAUUGAGAAGAGAGCAUUUUAUCUCAGGCAGUUAAAAUAUUGUGAGAACAACAUUUUGCACAGGUAACUAUUCAGCAUAAUGAUGCUGCAUUGACUCUUCCAUCUUUUGUUUAACACAAGAUAAACAGAGACACCCACUUGUACAUACAGUAGUAUAUAAAAUAGGUGGUAAAGAUGCCCAGAGCACCAGUAGAAGU